AUGGCGUUAUCCAUAUGCCACGUGCAGCGCUUCUUACCCUACUGUCUACGCAGGAGUUGGAUCGAUAUUUUGGGACUAGGAUUGGGCCUCAAGUUCUUCGGAUCCUGUACGAUGCCAUCGAUCCACACGAAAUGUCGAAAUUCCUCUUACCCAAGAUCAUCCGUGCAGAGAUUCCCCGUGCCGGAUGAGAAGGUGUCGUGGUGUGCUUCGUGGCCUGAUUACAAACCCGUCAGCUACACUUCUCCUGAUAUCCUCGAUAAACCUUUUGCUGACCCCGAAAUUGGGGUGAGAAACUUUGAGCCAAAAUGGCAUCAUCUUGAUGGAGAAGUGGACAGAAGGAGCCAUGUGGGGACCUAUCCCAUCCAAAAUGGCAUCCCAUUGGUGAGAAACUUUGAGCCAAAAUGGCAUCAUCUUGAUGGAGAAGUGGACAGAAGGAGCCAUGUGGGGACCUAUCCCAUCCAAAAUGGCAUCCCAUUGAAUCCAGUGGGUCGGACCGGAGUGAAGGGCCGUGGCUUGUUGGGACGUUGGGGACCAAAUCAUGCAGCUGAUCCCAUAGUCACCCGCUGGAAAGAUGGGAAGGCCAUCCAAAUGGACACACAGAGACCCAUCCUUCAAUUUGUGGCCAUUCAGCGACGAGACAGUGAAGAGUGGGCCAUCCCAGGAGGGAUGAUUGACCCAGGAGAGAAGGUGACUGCGACAUUACCACGGGAGUUCGCUGAAGAGGCACUUAAUUCAGAAUCUUUGACUGAGAAACAGCAAGUGGAACUCCUUGCCAUGCUUAAGGACUUGUUCUCAAAAGGACUUGAGGUGUAUCAUGGAUACGUAGAUGACCCUCGAAACACAGACAAUGCAUGGAUGGAGACAGUGGCAUAUAACUUCCAUGAUGAGGAUGGGACAUCUGUGGGUCGUCUCUCCUUGCAGGCGGGUUCUGAUGCACGCAGUGUCCAGUGGAUGGACCUCUCAUCCCAUCUUGCUUUGUAUGCAUCCCAUUCCUGUUUCCUGGAGACUGUUGCACGUAUGCAUGGUGCUCAUUGGUAAUCAUAAGAAGAAUGCAGAAUUUUGAUGCAUAAAGAGUGCAACAAGAGGCUCCUCAUUUUUGGAAGCUUGAUCUCAGA
This is a messenger RNA of Darwinula stevensoni, 1115 nucleotides long. NCBI's taxonomy places the organism in Eukaryota, Metazoa, Arthropoda, Ostracoda, Podocopida, Darwinulidae. The record is from the annotation of a GenBank genome assembly.